Molecule: messenger RNA, 804 nt
Organism: Emericellopsis cladophorae
Lineage: Eukaryota; Fungi; Ascomycota; Sordariomycetes; Hypocreales; Bionectriaceae
Exons: 2
Coding region: 1-804 (267 amino acids)
Cellular component (GO): nucleus; cytoplasm
Source: RefSeq, a predicted model, not a curated record
AUGGCUAUUGAUAACCAACUCAGCGCGGGCACGGCGACGACACCCAAGGCGCAACUUCCCAAGGGCAAGACAGAGGUUAAGAUCUUGAUGAUUCAUGGAUACACUCAGUCUGGCGCCCUUUUCCGUGCCAAAACUCGCGCCCUUGAAAAGCUUCUCGCCAAAGUGCUAUCAUCCGUUUCCCUCCAUCCCACGCUGAUCUAUCCUACUGGUCCCAACCGUCUCCUACCUCGGGACAUACCCGGUUUUAUCCCCAAGGAUGAUGGUGAUGACGAUGAACAGGGUGAUUCAUGGGCGUGGUUUCGCAAAGACGAGUCUAGCGGUCAGUACAGGCUCUUUGAUCAGGGCAUGGACACUAUCGCCGCGGUCAUCCGGGAGAGCGGAGGCAUCGAUGGCGUGGUCGGUUUCAGUCAAGGCGGCUUCAUGGCCGGCGCAGUGGCGAGUGCACUUGAAGAGACCAGGGCACCACCCGAGGGACCAGACGGCGACUGGGCGAGGAAACUCAGGGAGGCAAAUGGAGGCAAAGGGCUGAAGUUUGCUGUGCCAUAUUCGGGUUUCUAUGCGCCUGUGGAGUCGUUGCAAUGGCUGUACGAACCCAAGAUCAAGACCCCAACCCUGCAUUACCUGGGAAGCCUGGACACAGUGGUGGAAGAGAGUAGAAGCAUGGGGCUAGUAGACAGAUGUGAGCAGCCUGUGGUGAUCACACAUCCUGGUGGGCAUCACGUCCCUGUGUCAAAGGAGUGGGUGAUGCCGCUGGCUGGUUUCAUCAAGCAGCAUGCCGAGGUGAAGCUGCAGGCUGGCCUAUAG